This is a messenger RNA of Folsomia candida, 2535 nucleotides long. Its product is annotated as TWiK family of potassium channels protein 9. NCBI's taxonomy places the organism in Eukaryota, Metazoa, Arthropoda, Collembola, Entomobryomorpha, Isotomidae. Gene Ontology annotation, molecular function: potassium ion leak channel activity. The record is from RefSeq and is a predicted model, not a curated record. Gene Ontology annotation, cellular component: membrane. Gene Ontology annotation, biological process: stabilization of membrane potential; potassium ion transmembrane transport. The transcript has 9 exons. The coding region runs from base 915 to 2111 and encodes 398 amino acids.
UCUCUGGAGCACGUGCAAGCAUCCUUGUAUUCGUAGGAGGAGGAGGAGAGGCGAACGUUUGAGAAUUGAGACGGGAAGGAGAAGACGAGACGGGUGGAAAUAUCAGGGUAGAAACUUGCUCUUUCUUGUGAGACAGAUUUCUCAGUUUGGUUUUGCAACAGUUUCCUCCCGAUUUUCCCAGCAGAUCGGUCCGACCCAUUGGUCUCAUACCGCUGCUGCCACUGCUGAGGAGAAGAUCAUCAUCACACAGUCAGUGUCACCAAAUUUACCCUCGCAGUUCCGACACCACUCUGUCACCGCUAUUCUCAGAUUCGUAUAUUUCUCUCCACUUUGGCGUUUGUUUCAUGGUCGUGAUAACCACAAUUGUGAUUACACCACUGCCGCCUCCUCCUUCUUCUUCUUCUUGCAGUGGAACAAGUCAUUUAUCUCGACGAAUGCAGUCUUGCUCACGACGAGGAGGACAAGGACAACCACGCUCAUUACCAAAGGAGGAGAAGAACAAGAAGAACAAGAAACUCGUAUCGUUUCCGCCUCCAUCCAACCAACUCAAACGGAGGAACGUACAUAUCCCUUCGUCGUCGAGUUCUGAAAUCCAGAGAGAGUUCUUUUCCCGUUUCAUGAAUUUUUGAGUUACCAAGUGUCUUAUUACUAGUUGGGGUGAUAGUUGAGUACAAGAGUUGAGUGGUGGACUUGAGUGUGGUGGAGGUUCAACCGGAGAAGCCUUAAUCCAAAUUAUUAUGCCUUUUGGUCCUCAUUGCUGGUAGAAUAAAGUGGAAAGCUGGCUAAUCUUAUCACUCACCCAGUCGGGCAGCGGUCUUGGUGGUGGUGUUGGUAGUGGUCGGUGCCGUAAGCGAUUUGUGCAAGCAGUGUGGAGAGAAAGUGAUUGAAGUGGGGAGAGCGAGUGAAAGGUCGACAUGGGAGACGGCGAUGAGAAGCUGGACGGGAGAAAGCAAGUGAAAGUCAGACCGGGCUCAACAAAACAUUUCUUCAAUCGUAUCAAAGUAUUUGUUGGCCAUUUCGGACUCUUUGUGGCCCUUAUCAUUUACACUGGAAUUGGAGCAUGGGUGUUCCAGACGUUGGAAGGCCCUUAUGAGAUUGAUAGAAAGACCACCCUCAAACAUUUACUGCUAGAAGGACGGACCAAUUUUACCCGCACUGUUUUAAGUAGUUCGUUAGAGGCUGACGACUUAAACUACACUUUCUCUCUGGCGUUGGAAACUUACGAUAAAAUAAUAGAAGAAGUCACUUCGGAGGGAAUGUCCGUGCUUAAUCCAGAAGUGAAAUCCGACUGGGAUUACAUUCAAUCUGCCUUCUUUGCUUCCACUGUUCUCACCACAAUAGGGUAUGGAAACAUGGCUCCGAAGACUCAUUCGGGUCGCGUCUUCUGCAUCUUCUUCGCCUUGAUAGGAAUUCCAUUCACUCUUACCGUGAUAGCGGAUCUCGGGAAAUUGAUGGCCUCCGCGGUCUCCUCCUCCUACAAAAGUUGUCGUCGCCACUUCCCCAAGGAAAUCAUCAAGUCGUCGUCGAAACUGAGUAAAUUCGGUGGAAAAUCUGCCACCGUGGGGGCCGCUGUGGGGUCGUUGCUCCUAUACAUUUCAGCAGGAGGAUACUUUUUCACGCUUUGGGAAGAAUGGAGCUUUUUUGACUCAUUUUACUUCUGUUUCAUUACAAUGACCACGAUUGGAUUUGGAGAUCUAGUGCCUGAAAAGACGACGUACAUGUUACUUUGCACGAUAUACAUCAUGGUCGGACUCGCAUUGACGUCGACGGCCAUUGAAUUAGUGCGAAUCCAGUAUGCCGACUCUUGGAAGAAGAUGCGAGAACUGUCCUCUCGUCUGCAAGGGCUUUCGGGACCAUUGGCGGAGUCACUUAAAAAGAUGGGAGGAAAUACUGGGCGAGCCAUAUACGGGGACAAUAUAAACCUGGACGUGAACGUGCUUCAAGACCUGAAGGAGUUGAAGAAAGCUCUGGCCAUGAGUUCGAAAGCGAUGAAACGGGAAGGCAGCAUUUGGAAAAAGUUUUGGGAAAAUGAAGACGAGUUCGACAUCGACAUGGUGGAAUCGGAUGAACCACGACUUAUUCAAAUCAUUAUUUACGAAUCAUCCGUCUAGCUUUGUUAGUUGUGGGGUUAUUUUAACGAGAUAAAAACUAUGGUGUUACACAUAUACGGCACGCACUGUUUUUCUAAUAAUGUCUCUUUUACCGUGGAUGAGGGAGGAGAGGUGUUUAUUUCUGCCAGUCUUACCAAAAACCUUAUCGGCUCAAGAUUCACACAGCUUGUAGCAAAAGCUGUGUGCCCAGCAGGACGACACGACCCAGUUCUGCGUACACAAAAAGUGAAACCCAUUUCGUAGAAUUUUGUUUGCCAUCUUUUUUUUAUGGGGACAAAAGUCGACGUGUAUUCGUAUCAUGUAUCAACAAAUUGACACCUCUCCUUCCCCUCCCGUGUUACGUACAGUAUGUAACAAAAGUAUAGCUACGAUGACAUAUUUUUUAUCUCGACAUGAUGCCGUAAUAUUUCAACUUUGAAACUCC